Messenger RNA from Suricata suricatta (meerkat), 1115 nucleotides. It is a transcript of the gene ERAS, whose product is annotated as ES cell expressed Ras. The transcript has 2 exons. Gene Ontology annotation, biological process: Ras protein signal transduction. Gene Ontology annotation, cellular component: plasma membrane. Gene Ontology annotation, molecular function: GTPase activity; GDP binding; GTP binding. The record is from RefSeq and is a predicted model, not a curated record. Bases 176 to 877 code for a protein of 233 amino acids. Lineage: Eukaryota; Metazoa; Chordata; Mammalia; Carnivora; Herpestidae.
CCCCCACCCUCCAACUCCCCGCCCCUCCCCCACAGGGGUGGAGUUGGAGCAUCUCAUCUGUCAGUCCUGUCAGAGCUGCUGUGAGUUCGGUUCCGAGCGCAUCCUGAGCGUAACCAUCUUUCCCAGGACUGAGGGUCUGGUGUUCACAUCCCUUUCCUGAGCUGCCCACAGAGAAAUGGCACUGCCAAGAAAGCCUAACAAGUUUGACCUGGGCCUGGGCACGUGGAGCCUUAGCUCCCAGGAGGAGAGCCAGAGGGCGCAGGGACCCCCGAAGAGUGUCCGCAAGCAGCUGCCUGAGUACAAGGCAGUAGUGGUGGGCGCCAGUGGCGUGGGCAAGAGUGCACUCACCAUCCAGCUGAACCACCAGUGCUUUGUGGAAGACCACGACCCCACAAUCCAGGAUUCCUACUGGAAGGAGGUGGCCCUGGGCCAUGGGGGCUGCAUUCUGAAUGUCCUGGACACGGCAGGGCAGGCCACCCAUAGGGCCCUGCGUGACCAGUGCGUGGCGAUCGGGGAUGGUGUGCUGGGGGUCUUUGCCCUGGAUGACCCCUCGUCCUUAGCCCAGCUGCAGCAGAUGCGGGCCACCUGGGGCCCUCACCACACCCAGCCCCUCGUCCUUGUGGGCAACAAGUGUGACCUUGUGACCACCACCGGAGAUGCUCAUGCCGCCGCUGCAGCCCUUGCGAAGAGUUGGGGGGCCCCCUUCGUGGAGACCUCAGCCAAGACGCGGCAAGGUGUGGAGGAGGCCUUCACCCUGCUCAUCCAGGAGAUCCAAAAGGUCCGGGAGGCCAUGGCAAAGGAGGCCGUGGCAGGGCCAGGUGGGGAGAAGGGCCGGCACGAGAAGGCCAUGUGCCACUGUGGCUGUUCUGUGGCCUAAAGAUCUUGGUCAAGAAAAGCGGCCCUCCCCCAGGCCAGGGUGGUGGUUUCUUGACAAGCGACCCGGGAGCAGCCAGCUGUGUGGGGACACUAUUGGUGUACUGGGGACAGAUGAAUCUCUCUCUCCAGGAGGUUUUUGUUUGGUGAUGGGUAUCUGGUAAUGUAAGGCAUAGUACUGGUUACUGUUGACGUAAGAGAUUUUGUGCAAAAAUAAAUGGUGUUCUCAGGUUUCAAAGCUG